This is a messenger RNA of Monodelphis domestica (gray short-tailed opossum), 4169 nucleotides long. It is a transcript of the gene GHSR, whose product is annotated as growth hormone secretagogue receptor. Gene Ontology annotation, molecular function: growth hormone secretagogue receptor activity. NCBI's taxonomy places the organism in Eukaryota, Metazoa, Chordata, Mammalia, Didelphimorphia, Didelphidae. Gene Ontology annotation, cellular component: plasma membrane. The record is from RefSeq and is a predicted model, not a curated record. Gene Ontology annotation, biological process: hormone-mediated signaling pathway; G protein-coupled receptor signaling pathway.
AUAGCUUCCCAGCAGCUUUUUGAAGUCAGCCCUCCGCCUCUGCGCUGCGAUUCCCUCCUAGUCCUGGUGGGGCGCGGGAAGGAGCGGGAACGCCCGAGGCAGGAAGGACGCCCAGCCAGCCAGCCAGUCAGCAGCAUCUCACCUGGCACGGAGCAUCUUCAGCCCAGCCGCGCUCAGUGUCCCAGCGAAGACUCUCGGCGAGCCCUCCAGAAGCAGGAUGUGGAACGAGACCCCGAGCCUGGAGAGCGAGUCCAACUUCAGCCUGGACUACAUGGACGAGUCUUUCAACAGCUCCUGGGUGAACCAGCUUCCCCCCUUCCCCGGAUCUCUGCUCACCGGGGUGACGGUCACCUGCAUCGCUCUCUUUUUCAUUGGCAUCUCGGGCAACCUCAUGACCAUGCUGGUGGUGUCUCGAUUCCGGGACAUGCGGACCACCACCAACCUCUACCUGUCCAGCAUGGCGCUGUCCGACCUGCUGAUCUUCCUCUGCAUGCCCCUGGACCUCUUUCGCCUCUGGCAGUACCGGCCCUGGAACUUCGGGGACUUUCUCUGCAAACUCUUCCAGUUCAUCAGCGAGAGCUGUACCUACUCCACCAUCCUCAACAUCACUGCACUCAGCAUCGAGAGGUACUUCGCCAUCUGCUUUCCCCUCAGGGCUAAGGUUGUCAUCACCAAGGGCAAGGUGAAGCUGGUCAUCCUGGUCAUCUGGGCCGUGUCCUUCUUCAGCGCUGGCCCCAUCUUCGUCCUAGUGGGAGUGGAGCACGAAAAUGGCACCAACCCCAUGGACACCAACGAAUGCAGGCCCACCGAGUUUGCCAUCCAGUCGGGACUGCUUACCAUCAUGGUCUGGAUCUCCAGCAUAUUCUUCUUUCUGCCUGUGUUUUGUCUGACUGUGCUUUACAGCCUCAUUGGGAGAAAACUGUGGAGAAGGAAGAGAGAGGACAUGGGACUGAGUGCUUCUCUCCGGGAUAACAACCACAAACAAACUGUAAAAAUGUUAGCCAUGGUGGUGUUUGCUUUCAUCCUCUGUUGGCUGCCAUUUCAUGUGGGACGCUACUUAUUCUCCAAAUCCUUUGAGCCUGGUUCUUUGGAGAUUGCGGUGAUCAGCCAGUAUUGCAACCUGUUCUCCUUCGUCCUCUUCUACCUCAGCGCAGCCAUCAACCCUAUACUUUACAAUAUCAUGUCCAAGAAAUACCGUGUGGCUGUCCUCAGGCUCUGGGGACUCCGCCAGUUCUCGCAGAGGAAGCUGUCCACUCUGAAAGAUGACAGUUCUCGGGCAUGGACAGAAUUGAGUAUCAAUACAUGAUCAAGAUAGAUUUAUGAGCAAAACAGUAACAACUCUAAUAUGAAAGCCAUAAUGGUAAGAUGUUCAAAGAAAGGUUUGGGAGAAGGUAGGGAGUGACCCUAGAAGAGUUCGUCCUUUUGCCAUCUGAGAUUCAUGGGAAUGGGGAAAAGACUAGGAAAAAAGGUGACGUUUUUGUUGCAUGAAAAAUUUGGCUUGAUUGAACCACUCAUCAGGGCUCUUGUCUAACAUUUCUGCUGUGUGCACUACCUGUGAUUUUCUAUUCACACAUUGGUGUUGAACCAGAGAAAGAAGAAUGAAACCUCCGAAUGGGUCAGAGCAGAGAAAAGCUCUCAUGCUACUUUGUUUUGAGUGGCUAAAUGUGAAAUUAGAUGUGCUUUCUCAUGAUGAUGAAAAAUAUUCAGGGAAAAGGCAUUUUAGUGAUAAAUAUAAAUAUAGGUGUUCAAAACCAAUCAUCUCCAUGUAGUCCUGAAUAUAUGGAAAACACAAAUUUUACCUUGGUUAAAAUGCCUUAUGAUUAACGUUUUAUGGAGCCAUUUUUCAUUACAUAGCCAGCAUACUGUGAUCUGAUAGUCUGUGAUGAAUUCUGUGAAUCAUCUCCCCACUCUCAUUUUUUGGGAAACCUAUUCUUACAUAUGGGAGAAGAGACACUCUGAGCAUUUAAGAUACUUUAUUAUUUUUGUGGUAUUUAAUUAUCUUCACUGAAAGUCAAUCAAUGAAACUGGAAAGCAUUUGCAAAUGCCUUAUUCAGCUUAACAAUCAAACAGAGGCUGUGGGUGAGGUUUGUACAUGGGGACUCAUAAAGCUCCCAAAUGAACCCCAAAGUCAGGAUGCCUCUGAUGAAACUGACCCUGUGGAAAUUCACAAAUGAAUUACACCAUCGAGAUAGAAAUCUCAGAAAAUUAGAGAAGAUUUUUUUUUUAUUUGAAUGAAUACAAAAUCUACUAAAUUCUAAAAAUUAUUGACUUGGGUUUUUCCCAGAUAGUCUCUAUUGGUCUCAAAAUAUCUAUAUCCUUUGUUGCUUUGCUAUGUGAUCUUGGUCAAGUCACUUGACCUGAGUUUCCUCAUCUGUAGCAUGAUGGAGUUGGACCUUUGAGGUCCUUUUCAUCUCUAAGUCUGGGGUCCAAUGGUUGUAUCCCACUGUUUUUAUCUUUCCACAGCCAACAAAAUAUAUAAAACCUGAAACAAAUUUAAAUGGAUUUCUAUUACCCUUCUUUAUGUUUAUAUCUGCGUAUAUUUUCAAAUGUUCCAAGUCGUACCUUUCUAACAACAUUGAGGGGAGGUAGCUAGGUGGCUCAGUAGAUUGAGAGCCUUGCCUAGAGAUGGGAUGAUCCUAGGUUCAAAUUGGACCUUGGACACUUCUUUUCUUAGCUGUGUGACCCUGGGCAAGUCACUAGACCCCCAUUGCCUAGCUCUUAUUGGUCUUCUGCCUUAGAACCAAUAAGCAGUAUUGAUUCUAAGAUGGAAGGUAAGGGCUUAAAAAAAAACAUGCUUUUUGGAGUCUUUAUAUUAUGUGCUGGUCAGUCAAAAAUUAUUUUUUCCCUAAUCCUGAAUGAUGUAUGAGAGAGAGCAUAGAUUAGUGAACAGAGAACUGGCCUUGCGGCCAAGAAGAUUGUGGUCACAUCCCACCUCUGAUACACGUACUGAGUCUGUGACCCUCGGUUAGCUACCUAAUUUUCGCUGCUUUAGGCUUCUCACCUAGACUCUAAGUGGCAGAGAAGAUGCCAAUCUACAUUAGUAAAAGAGUUUGUUCUAGCUCAGUGAAAUCAGUGGUGUGAUCACCAUCCUUUUCCUAAUGCUGUAUGAUAUAAAAACCAUCAUAUACUAUUUGUUCCUCAGGCCAUCAGAUCUGACAGAAUUGGCAGAUCAAUUCCAUAUUUAGAUCCAUCUUCCCAUUGAAAUGACAGAUUGUUCUAUUUACACUUCUGGAUUCACAAGUUGCUUUGGUGUCCUGAAAAUAUCCCAUGAAGGCUACAUCUUUGUAGAGAAUGUUUUAAAAGUCCAGCAUGGAGUUGGGAAGGAACCAUCAGUUAGCUGACAACUAUUUUAAACUUGUAACUUUUGCAAAUUGAAGACUCAGUUAAUUCCUGAGAGUCCAUUAGUCCUUUUAGAACAGAAUUUUGUUACUUGGGAUCUGUGAAUGUUAAAAAAUAUAUAUUACAUAUAUAUGUUGAUAGCUAUAUUUCAAUAUAACUGGUCUACUUUGUAAUUCUUAUAAAUUUAAUUAUGUGCACUUAAAAAUAUGAAUCUGAGGUCCAUUGGCUGAUGGUCUAAGUGCCACUGGAUGGCCAAAGAUGUCCAUGUCACAAAACGAUUAAGAGCACUUGUUUUAGAAAGGUAUAACAAGUCCUCAAGCCAAGUGGAAUCUCAAGUGCCAUGUAGCAUCCUUUGGAUUAAAGCUUAGCUUCCUAAAGUCUGAGCUAUUGAUUCUACAAAGACAAAGAUGCCUUUUCAACAAUUCAUGAUUUGGAAAGCAACAAAUCUGUCACUUAUUGUUUUAUUGGAUUUAAAAGAUUUUCAAAGUAACUGGCCACCUGGCUGAAUAUUAAUAUUUUGGGUGUAUGUUUUGUCCUAUCUUGUCUCAGACUACUUCGUAUGUGUGUGUUGUAUAUACCUGGCCUGUUUUACACACAGGGUACUGAAUUAUUUGCACAGUGAGAUUAUGGGAUUCAACAGAGAUGGUAUUUCAUUAACUGGAAACAGGGAACUGUUUGAAGUUAUUUUGGAGAAUUAAAGACUGAUUUUGGACUGCUUUCGGAUUUAUGGUGGGGGUUUUGUUUAUCUUUUUAGGCUGUUUUGUAAUUUGUCUCUAUCAAAAUCCAUUGUAAAGAGAUUUUUGGAAAGAAUAAAUUUAUACUGGAAAAAA